Molecule: messenger RNA, 2417 nt
Organism: Trematomus bernacchii (emerald rockcod)
Lineage: Eukaryota; Metazoa; Chordata; Actinopteri; Perciformes; Nototheniidae
Gene: acvr1l
Product: activin A receptor, type 1 like
Biological process (GO): BMP signaling pathway; dorsal/ventral pattern formation; cellular response to growth factor stimulus
Cellular component (GO): plasma membrane; BMP receptor complex
Molecular function (GO): ATP binding; transforming growth factor beta receptor activity, type I; SMAD binding
Source: RefSeq, a predicted model, not a curated record
GUUUUGGUGACGUCAUGUGUGGUUGAGACAGAGUGGGCUGGGCUGUGGUCCUCUGCUCUCGGCUACUUACCUCUCAAAUAACACUAAUACGAAUCUUUAAACCUAAUAUAGGAAUACACAAAAAUCCCAUAAUGAGUUAGAGGACUGUAUGUGGUGUGUGCCAGCGCACUGAAUCAUGGGUCGGUGCAGAGUCCCUCUCCUCCUCCACCUGCUGCUCCUGCUGCAGGCCCUGCACACAUCGGCUGAGGGCUCAGAUGGACAGUUGACGUGUCUGUUUGACUGCCCAAAAUGCCCCCAGGCCACCCAGUGCCCCGGUGCCCGCUGCUUCUCCUCCAUAAACCUCGACAGCAGCGGGGUGGUGUUUAAGCACGGCUGCCUGGUCGGGCUGGAUAACAUCCAUCUGCAGUGCUCCACUGCUCCAUCCUUCAGACAAGCCAUCUUCUGCUGCUCCCAGGACAUGUGCAACGACAACAACACCAGGAGUUUGCUGAGGUCUUUGCUGCCAACAGCCCCAGAAGGGGAGCCUGUUCGGUACCGUGUGGAGACGUUGGCUCUCUUUGUGCUCGGUCCGGUGGUGGUGCUGGCUCUGCUGUCUGUGGUGUCAGUUCUGGCCUGCAGGAGGCUCCACCACGGCCGUCUGCAGAGGCUGCAGGAGUUCGACAAUGAGCAGGGAGCCAUAGACGGCCUCAUCACCUCCAAUGUGGGAGACAGCACUUUAGCGGACCUGUUGGAUCACUCGUGCACAUCGGGCAGCGGGUCGGGUCUCCCCUUCCUCGUGCAGAGAACCGUGGCCCGGCAGAUCAGCCUGAUGGAGUGUGUCGGCAAAGGGAGGUACGGGGAGGUGUGGCGGGGCCAGUGGCAGGGCGAGAACGUGGCUGUAAAAAUCUUCUCCUAGGAUGAGAAGUCCUGGUUCAGGGAGACGGAGAUCUACAACACUGUGCUGCUAAGACAUGAAAACAUACUGGGCUUCAUGGCGUCUGACAUGACGUCUCGCAACUCCAGCACCCAGCUGUGGCUCAUCACCCAUUACCAUGAGAACGGCUCACUUUAUGACUACUUGCAACGAGUUGCCGUGGAGACGUCAGAGGGCUUAGCGAUGGCUGCGUCGAUAGCCGGCGGCCUGGUGCACCUUCACACGGAGAUCUUCGGCACAGAGGGGAAACCGGCCAUCGCACACAGAGACCUGAAGAGCAAAAACAUCUUGGUCACAAAGGAGCUGCGCUGCUGCAUCGCAGACCUCGGGCUGGCUGUGACCCACUCGCAGGCAGACAACCAGCUGGAUGUGGGCAACAACCCCAAGGUGGGCACCAAGCGCUACAUGGCCCCCGAGGUUCUGGACGAGAGCAUUCAGAUCGACUGCUUCGACGCCUAUAAGAGGGUGGACAUCUGGGCCUUUGGGCUGGUGCUGUGGGAGAUAGCAAGACGCACAUACAGCAAUGGUAUUGUUGAGGAGUACAAGCCUCCGUUCUACGAUCUGGUGCCAAAUGACCCCAGCUUCGAGGACAUGAGGAAGGUGGUGUGUGUGGAGCAGCAGAGGCCUUUCAUUCCUAAUCGCUGGUUCUCUGACCCUACUCUCUCUGCUCUGGUGAAACUGAUGAAGGAGUGUUGGUACCAGAACCCCUCUGCACGGCUCACAGCGCUGCGCAUCAAGAAGACCCUGGACAAGAUCCACAGCUCUCUAGAGAAGGGCAAGGAGUCGUGAGAAGGGGGGGGAGGAGCAUCAUGGGAAGCUGCCUGAUCUCACCGGCCGGCUCAGAGAAGACCCCCGUGUUUGUGAAACAAAAAAGGACGAUAAAGGGGGGGCCAGAGGAAAGAGUUAUUCAGGUGUCCCCCAGCCUCACCCUUCUCUGUGGUUGACACCCAUCUCUCUGACGAGCUCACAGACGUUUGGACCGGCUCUGUCUGAACACGCCAGCCUUUGUUACAGGACACACACACACCUUGUGUUCGCACUGACCUGAACUACAGACUGUUACUGAGUGUGAAGAACAGGGAUGGCAUAUUGUAGUACUCCAUCCCAAUGCUUUAAUGCCCGCGUAAGACUGCGCACGCACACACACACACACACACACACACCUGUGUUCGUGGCAUUCUGCUCAGAGACAAUCAGAAGUGUUUCACUCAUUUAGCUUUACCAAAACAUGCCAACUAUUGCCACAAAGACACACACUAUGUUCACUUACAAGAGGAAAAGAGCCAAUGGAACUACAUUUGUUUGUUUUUAACUUUUUUUUUAAAUGCUAUGAUAUUUAUUAAACUCCAAGGCUUCCACACUACUGAGGACAUGUAAGACUGAUGGUAGGUGAAACUGACUUUAUACAUAUAUAGGCAUUUACUCUACUGGACUCACUGUACACAUACUGGCAUUAUUGGAACUAGUAAGAAAUUAUUUGUUGAGAAAUGGAGGGGAAAAAGUA